This is a messenger RNA of Penicilliopsis zonata CBS 506.65, 453 nucleotides long. RefSeq lists its product as hypothetical. The transcript has a single exon. The annotation marks the transcript as partial. Lineage: Eukaryota; Fungi; Ascomycota; Eurotiomycetes; Eurotiales; Aspergillaceae. The record is from RefSeq and is a predicted model, not a curated record.
UCUGUCGCGGCGUUAGCCAUCCCUUCUUUCGCCUCCCCCACCGAAUCUUUUGUCACGCCAGUCUCCAAGGCCGCAGGCACCAGCAUCACCGUCGCCUACGAUCAAAAAUACGAUGUCGCCGACAGCUCCCUGACUACCGUUGCCUGCUCUGACGGCGCCAACGGCCUCAUCACGAAGGGAUACAAGACCUUCGGCUCCGUGCCUGGCUUCCCCAACAUCGGAGGCGCACCCACCGUCGCAGGCUGGAACAGCAGCAACUGCGGCAAAUGCUAUGAGCUCAACUACGAGAACGGUGACUUCAAGGGAUCCAUCUACGUGACGGCUGUUGACUCUGCUUCACCGGGAGCCUUCAACAUCGGGCUGCAUGCGAUGGACAAAUUGACGAAUGGCCAGGCAGUACAGUUUGGCCGUGUCACCGCGACGUAUACUGAGGUUGAAGAGAAAUUUUGUGCU